AUGUGCCUCAACAUCGCCUCCAAAGCUCACUCAUUUGAGCCCAUGAAGGACUCACAUGUCAAGUGGUACCAAGUACUGGUUCCCAACACGGACUUUGCUGAAAUUGAAGCUGUUUCUGAAGAGUUUCUGCACUUGAUCAAAGGCUGUCCUCUUCUGCCAUCUUGGAUGACAAACCUGGCCAGGAUGUCGCGAGUGAACAACAACAACCGAGCCAUGCCACUGCCAUCACGGGGUCCCGGGGUAUCGUCUGUAUCUGCCCCCUCUGGGGGUCGACAGAACCCCCCAGGAAUCUCAUCUACUGCAGGAUCUAUGGCAUCCGGAAAUGUGCCUACAACAGCGUCCACUGCCUCUUUACCACAGAAUUAUCCCAGCAGACCUCAGGCGACGGCAACAUCUCUGACGUCGGCGCAGGUCACAGACUCUCGGCAGUUAUCGAGUCGAGCCGCAGCGUCACAGCUUCAGAACGAGGCUGUUAUCAGUCCUGGUAGCAGACAUAUUUCUGCUGAAACUGGAGCAAGUGGUUUAGUGCCUGGAGCUUCAGACGCCCACGUAAAAGACUCUGUACCUUCAUCUCAUUCCAGACAACAUCCGUCAAGCUGCGGUGCUCAAAUGCGGCCCCAUCAUCCAUCUGCAGCACUUCCUUCUGGGGCUGUACCUCAUCAGCAGCAUCGAGCACACCCCCCUGGCAACGGCCGGCCAGCGAACCAAACUGUUGCCCCAGUUGGAGGAAGCAGCAGCAGACCUCCGACAAAACCUUCAAUGCCUGUGAAUCCUCAGGUAGUUCGACCACCACAGCAUCCUGGACAGCCAGGGCACCAUCCAACGUCCCACCAGUCAUCUCGUCCAGCACCUGAUCAGGUUCGACAUCAGGACGCAGGUCAUACCCGGGACCAGUCGCGCCCCCCUUUUCCUGAUGUUUUAAAAGGCCAGCGAGACCAUGCUCGCUCUCGUGACAGUUCUCGACCACACGACUCUCUGAGAUUACAUGACACAGCUCGGCACGGACACCCAGAUCAGCGACCAGAUGUGGGUGGCGAUGCCAGACAUAUACCGCACUCAGACUCUAGCCUAAACAGAUCCCAGUCUUCGAGACCCGAACACAUAUCCCAGCGCCACUCAACGGUGUCCCCAAACACUCCACCAACAAACACCCCGACAGCGGUAUCAUUAAGUCCACCAGAACCGCCCUCAGACAUUUCUCAGAUUCUGUCGUCUUCAGGAGAAACUCAGGAUAUUAGCAUCAACGUGACCUCAGAUUCACCAGAAAACCAGUUGAAGCUACAAUCAAAUCCUGACAAGCAACAGUCUGCAGCCAGCCACGGGCCCAAACUCUCCUUGAGAAUGUACAGAGAACGGACCGUGGCAAAGUCCAAAACCUCGGUUGAUCAGACCACACCCGGAGACAUAGCCAGUGCGGUGGCCAGCAUUACUGAUGAUAGUUACACAUUAGGGGUGAACCCUGAAUCUGCGACAAACUCCCCGGGCGAUGUCAGCCUCAGAUUGGGCUCUGGCGAGUUGGCUAAUUUCCACAAGCCACAAGACAGCCCGAGCAACCCUCGGAUCAAAAUCAAAGUUAAGCGUGACCCUUCGUCAGGAGAGCGUCAUGCUGUGAAGUAUGCCGAGACUGGACUGAAAAUCAAGAUUAAACCUAUAAGGUCCGACACACCUAGUGGGGCCGAAAGCGGAGAUGCAGGUCCAAGUGGGGUAGGCAUGGCAUCAAGCGCCAGCACGCCCCGAGAGGAAGGUGAAAUCGUCGAGGACACCCCACCAUCAUCCGGUGACUCAGAGCAGAAAUCGGAGCGUCUCAGGAUCAGGUUAUCGGUUCCGAAAUCAGAUCAGAGUUUGGGCUUCAACAGGCGGGAGAGCGACCAGGGUUCUAACGGUCACAGCGGCGAGCACGAUCAGGGCCACCGCUCCCACCACCACAGCCAUCACCGCAGCCACCACCACAGCAAAAGUAAAAAGCACUCCAAGCACGACCGAUCUCGGCACGAAGUCCGCUCUGUCAGCAAGCGCUCAGCAUCGGCCCUGGAUUACCACGACGAGCGACCCUCAAAGACCUCCAGACCUGACACACACUUCGCAGCGACCGGCCAUGUUUCCCACCACACGGGCUACUCUGACCGCUCACAUCAGCAGAACACAGGCUUCAGCAUCCAUGACGCCUUUUCCACAACCAUGCCCCACAACAUAUUCGAUGAUGACGAUGACCCUACUCACACCCACCCCCCGGUUACACCCACAGUUGAAACCGUGCCUCCACAUCAUGAAAGGUUCCAUCAGCUCAUGGCUCAGCACCGGGCUAAAGUGGAUGCAGUCAAAAAACCGCCACUGCCCAGAGGACCACCGCCGCCACGGUCAUCACCUCCACCACCCCCACCCUCGCCCCCAAUAAUGUAA
Messenger RNA from Candidula unifasciata, 2400 nucleotides. NCBI's taxonomy places the organism in Eukaryota, Metazoa, Mollusca, Gastropoda, Stylommatophora, Geomitridae. The record is from the annotation of a GenBank genome assembly.